Puntigrus tetrazona (Sumatra barb) is the source of this 1785-nucleotide messenger RNA. RefSeq names its product serine protease 16 (gene prss59). NCBI's taxonomy places the organism in Eukaryota, Metazoa, Chordata, Actinopteri, Cypriniformes, Cyprinidae. Gene Ontology annotation, molecular function: dipeptidyl-peptidase activity; serine-type exopeptidase activity. The transcript has 9 exons. Gene Ontology annotation, biological process: proteolysis. The record is from RefSeq and is a predicted model, not a curated record. Bases 19 to 1515 code for a protein of 498 amino acids.
CCGUUAACACACGAUCACAUGACAGAGAAUCAGCUCCACUUCAAAAUGGCUUUAAAGUGUGACAGGUUUCGGAAAUAUUCCGCGGGUCUAGCCGUGGUUUUGGCGUGUGUUUUAAGCGCCCCGUGCGCGGCUCGCUACAGGGGUUCACAGAGACGUGGAGCUCGGCUGGAGUCUGGAGCCGAGGAGCAGUGGUUCAUCCAGAGACUCGACCACUUCACAGGAGCAGACGCUCGAGUCUGGAAACAGAGAUACUUCGUGAACGACAAGUUCUAUCGUCCCGGGGGUCCGGUCUUCCUGAUGAUCGGGGGUGAAGGCCCGGCAAACCCUGCGUGGAUGCAGCACGGGACCUGGCUGCUUUACGCACAGAAACUGGGUGCCUUGUGUUUGCUGCUGGAGCACAGGUUCUACGGGAAGAGUCACCCGACCGAGGACCUGAGCGCUGAGAAUCUGCGUUUCCUCAGCAGUCGCCAGGCAUUGGCCGACCUCGCUCACUUCCGCACGGUUACCGCGGAGACGCGGGGCCUGACCAAUAGCAAGUGGGUUGCGUUUGGAGGCUCGUACCCAGGAUCCCUUGCGGCCUGGUUCCGUCUGAAGUACCCGCACCUGGUGCACGCCUCGGUAGCGACCAGCGCACCUGUUCACGCCGCGGUCAACUUCCCAGAGUAUUUAGAAGUUGUGUGGCGAUCGCUAGCGGCAGAAAACCCGGAGUGCCCUCUAAUGGUGAAGAAAGCGUCUGACACUUUGGUAGAACGACUCGGUGACCCAAAAACUUAUGACAAUAUCACAAAGGACUUCGGGUUGUGCUCUAAGCUCCAGAUCCAGUCCCAGAUGGACUCGGCGUAUCUUUUGGAGUCCUUGGCUGGGAAUUUCAUGGAUGUUGUGCAGUACAACGAGGACAACCGAGCAUUUGAGGGCGCCGUGGGCACUAACAUCACCAUCAAGGUGUUGUGCAGCGUGAUGCUGGACUCUUCUCUGGGCGAGGCGUACGAUCGAUACGCUGCUGUGGCUCGACUGAUGCAGAGCACGUUCUCUCAGCCCUGCAUAAACACCCAGUACAAGAGCUACGUCCAAGACAUGAGCAACACAAGCUGGAGCGGCCCUGAGGCGGGAGGAGGACGGCAGUGGGUGUAUCAGACCUGCACUGAAUUUGGUUUUUAUCAGAGCACUGAUUCGCCGAACCAGCCCUUCAGUGGGUUUCCCUUACCCUAUCACCUGCAGCAGUGCGCCGAUAUUUAUAAUCUGAGCACCUCAUUGGACGAUGCUGUUCAGCAGACCAACGAGGAAUAUGGAGGAUAUGACAUCAGGACCAGUCGCAUCGUCUUCCCUAACGGUUCCAUCGACCCCUGGCAUGCCCUCGGAGUGACCCGGGACAUCGCAAGCGAUCUUCCGGCCGUCUUCAUCAAAGGUACGGCUCACUGCGCUAACAUGUACCCGGCCCGAGCGGAAGACCUUCCACAGCUGAGUUUAGCACGGGACCGCAUCUUCAUCCUGCUGCAGAAGUGGCUGGCCGAGUGAUUGACAGGAGCAGCAGCCAAUCAGGUGCACCGAUGCCUGUGACGGCCAAUCGCGGCGUUUAACAGCGCGAAGAAGGAAAUCUUGGUUGGGAAACCAAUCGACGGCGUUUUUAUAACAAUCUCGAAUUCUGAAUCGGUUUUGAAUGUAAUUUUGUUUAUGAAAGUACAAAUGGAUUUUUUUUUUCUGAGUGUUAAUCACUUGUGUAUAUUUCGCAGUAGAGGUUUCUCAAUAAAAUAAAUUUUAUAAUGUCAAAAAAACGUUAUGAUUGAU